Molecule: messenger RNA, 2922 nt
Organism: Phycodurus eques (leafy seadragon)
Lineage: Eukaryota; Metazoa; Chordata; Actinopteri; Syngnathiformes; Syngnathidae
Product: centriolar coiled-coil protein of 110 kDa-like
Exons: 14
Coding region: 167-2602 (811 amino acids)
Biological process (GO): centrosome duplication; centriole replication; regulation of cytokinesis
Cellular component (GO): centriole
Molecular function (GO): protein binding
Source: RefSeq, a predicted model, not a curated record
UGCCGUGGCUGUAUCAUUUUUUUUUACAACCACACCCCGGAGGUGUAUUGUCACCGAAGAGCAAAAGAGGACCGGAAAGGAGGAGAAACGUCGCGGUUUCAUCGCAGCAUGGUCACAUAUUGACACAAGCGUGCGUUCGACUCGACAUUCGGAUCCAACAGAAGAAAUGCGGAUUGGAAGCUAUGAGGAAUUCUCCUUGCGGAGUGCGGCCACACUGCAGGAGGAGGCCAACUCGAAGAGAGCGACGCGUGAGCCCGUCGCGGCGCACUCGUCUGUCGUCCUCUUCUGUGGGAAAGCUGUCCUGUCCCCACUGUUGAGUGGAGAGCAGCGGCAACAGAUGCGCGACCUCAGGCGGGCGGCGGUCCAGCUGGAAACGGACCGACGGAACCGGCAGAGGAACAAACCUUCGGCCCAAGUUGGAGACGUCCCCGCGAGGUGUACGGUGCAGGCGCAGGGACGCACGGGGUCUGCAACAAAAAACGCCAACAAACCGGCUUGCGAGACACGUCAAGUACUGUGCGGCGAGGCUGGUAAGUCGCCGAGUCCCAGAGCAACAAGACUCAGUGGUUACAAACUGAUCACUGACUCCCCCGGACUUCCAAAAGACCCAGGAAUUGGCGUUCAAACCAGCAAGCAGCCAACGAGCCCUGUCCUCAAUGGUCUCGUUACUGGGGAUGAGUUGAAGUUUGGGACAGAAGAGAAGAGCGAUGAGGACGAUAUGAGUAUGGACAGCCUUCUCAAGCAAACAAAAGAGAAUGUCAGCAAGGAGCAGAGUAAGGACGGGUUAAAAGUUGUCCUUCCGACACAUUCGCCGGAGGCCGCCUCAGAGAACGCGAUAUGUAGUCCAAAAAGCGGUGUUGAGUUUGGCUUUAGUUUGCAUCGCAGUCCCAUUGGCCCUCCGAAGAUUCCCUUCCAUCAAAAUAUGUAUGAUCCCGAUCCUCAACAGCCCGUAUCGCCUAGUCUCCCCCAUCAGUACAUUCGGCAGCCCGGCCCGGAGUCCAGUUUAAGCCCUCGGAUGCAGAGACGUAAACCACGGCCGUUCUCCACGGGGAACAUCCACAUCGUGUUCCCAGGGAUGCCGUGGGAAGGAGCCGGUCGGUCGGACUGGGAAGAAGCUCUCUCCGGAGCCGCGUGGUCCCCGGAUCGCCGGAGCUCAGUGUCGAGCGACGGCGCGGGCGUUCUAAACAGGCGCGGAAGUCGUCGAGCUGGUCGUUGCGGCAUCGGUCCCAUGCGGGAAACCCGUAGCCCAGUGAGCCCCUCGUUGCCUAGCCCGAUUGGGCGACAUGACCAACUGUCAUCAGGGUUCCGCCGGCGCUGCCACACCUUGGACAGUCAGCUGCACGCUGACCAAGCUGGAUCCCUUCACAUUGACCGCAGUCAAGAAAGAACGCCUCGCUUCAUGGCGGGAGUCACGAUGUGCCCCGCAAGUCGGCGCAACUCGGCUGCCCCGACGAACAAGUCGUGCAAGGUAGAGAAUCCGUCGCCGCAUCUGCGGAGGCCUCACGUUUGCCCUCGAGUCGAGCUCAGGACGGAGCCCGAUGAGCCUCGUGAUGAAACCUCACCGACUGCCCUCAGAAAUGCUGCAGACGCACAUGCCAAUAACGCAGAGGAGAUCCAGAGGCGAGCGCAAAUUCUGGAGGACACGCAAAGGCGUCUGGAGGAGGAACAUGCCUUACAGAUGUCACUGCUUCUGGCUGAGCAGGAGAAAGAGCAACAGCGCCUCCGUCUGGAGCUCGAAGAGACUGAACGGAAACUGAGGGAGCAGCAGUGUGAGAAACUCCAGAACUCGGACGCUUCUCAGUGGAAGCGCGCGUCCGUGAAUGACGGACUUCCAGCUGAGAGCCCGCCCGCCUCCACGCCGGGACACGGUUUCCCGAGUCCAAUUAGUUCUAUUGUGACCCGUCCCCCGUAUUGUGACCAGUCCCCCGUGUACUUGCGAGAGCCCACUUGGGCAGCUCACAAACCUCAAGCGAGGCUAAGUCAGGUUCUGAAAGCAGAAGAACAGAGAGCGUUGUGUCGAAUCGGCGCAAUUGCCCGUGGCUUCCUCACGCGCAGACUCCUCCAAACGCACAAGGUUCAGCAUCUGCGUCAGACCGUCACGGACACACAGGAGUUCAUUAGUUCCUUCAAAACAGAAGGUCCACAGAAGAGAAGCACUUUCUCCGCACAGGAUCUCUCCCUGCAGGACAGAGUUCAAGCCCACUUACGCGCGGCCCUCUACGACGUUCACGAAAUCUUCUUUGAAAUGCCUCUGGAGGAUCGAUUGGCGCUGCUGCAGCAGGACAGGGAGCUCUGUGCUGAGAAGAGGCAACGGGACACGGAGAAAGCCAAGAGGGAAAAGGAGAGAGCGGUCCUGUCUGCCGCCACACAAAGAUCUCUGGACCGAAAAAAGAGGGAGGGGGAGUCACCGGGACAGGCUCGAAAGGUGAUGCAGAAGCCCAAAAGUCCCACUCCCAUCAGAGUUCAAAAGUCCAGCCAAGUCCAAAAAUGUGUCCCGAGCCAGCUCAACCGCCAGGGGAGCUGGUACAAAAAGACCCCCGAAGCGAGAGUGAAGCGCACGGACAACCUGAAGAACCUGAAGAAGCAGCACUCUCUGGGCUGACAGGUGGCAAACACAUCCCUUAACAUCUUUUUUUCUUUGAAUAUUACACAAACCACUAAGUUUAUUUAGCACUGAUGUUUCCCUCGAGGACCGUAUUUGGUAGAGUAGAACAUUGUGAAUCCUCCCGCUGAAUGUUGUAAUAAUAGUUUUCUGAAAGAUAUUCAGUGGUACCUUGACUUACGAGUUGCAUUUGUUCCCUGACCGCGCUCGCAGCUCAAAAGACUUGUAUCUCAAAUAAUCGUUCUCGAUUGAAAUGAAUGGAAAUGUCAUUAAUUCGUUCCAGCGCCCCCCAAAAAACGCCACCAAAUUAAAAUGUGAUG